AUGACGACAGCCCCACCACCACCCUCCCAGCGCCAUCCACCACUGUCGACAGUCCGCCAGACAGUCCGCCAGACAGUCCACCCAGUGUCCCCCAGCGGCUCGGCCCUCCACGUGGCGGCAGAGACGGGGGACACAAAGAGAGCGUUCGUCCCGCCCAUGACACCUCAGCCGCUCUGCAUACAAGGGUCAUCUGAAGUUUUAAGACCAGUGUCUGAAUUACCAUCCAAGUUUAGAUCUGUCUUUGAGUUCCCCUAUUUCAACUACGUACAAUCGAAAGCAUUGGAUGAUGUUUUUUACACUGGGAGAAACUUUGUGGCAUCUGCUCCGACCGGAUCUGGGAAAACAGUGUUGUUUGAGCUGGCCAUCAUCCGUCAACUGAUGGAGACUUCUGAGCCGUGGAGCGACUUCAAGGCUGUAUACAUGGCACCGAUCAAGGCCUUGUGCAGCCAGUGCUUUGAGAACUGGAAAAGGAAAUUUGGGCCAUUGGGACUGAAGUGCAAGGAGCUGACCGGCGACACGGAGAUCGACGACUUCUUCGAGAUUCAAGACUCGCACAUCAUUCUGACCACGCCUGUUCAUGUAGUCAAAGAUACGACCCGCGGAGCCACUCUGGAGGUGGUCGUGAGCCGCAUGAAGACGGUGAAUGUUUAUAGAGCUGUUCAGAACCCAAAGGGCGCUGUGUCCAUGAGGUUCGUGGCCGUGUCUGCCACGAUCCCAAACAUCACUGAUAUUGCUGACUGGUUGUGUGACACCAACGGCUCUGCCACUUACCUGAACAUGGAUGAGAGCCAUCGGCCCGUGAAGCUGAGGAAAGUUGUGCUGGGCUUCCCCUGCAGUUCCAGUCAGACUGAGUUCAAGUUUGACCUCACUCUAAACUACAAGAUGGCCAACAUUAUCCAGACCUACUCCGAACAUAAGCCAACUUUAGUGUUUUGCACGACUCGGAAAGGAGCGCAACAGUCGGCUGCGGUUUUGGCAAAGGACGCCCGGUUUUUGAUGACCAUCGAGCACAAGCAAAGAUUGAUGAAAUACGCAAACUCCAUCUUGGAUUCCAAACUCAGAGACAUGUUGGUGCUGGGAGUGGGCUAUCAUCACGCUGGAGUAGAUUUGUCUGACAGGAAGUUGAUUGAAUCUGCGUUCCUGGAGGGAGAUCUUCCAGUACUUUUUACCACGAGGACUUUAGCGAUGGGUGUGAAUCUUCCCGCUCACUUGGUGGUCAUCAAAUCCACAACGACGUACGUAGCCGGAGCCUGUGAGGAGUACAGCGAGGCCGACCUGCUGCAGAUGAUCGGACGAGCUGGACGUCCGCAGUUUGACACGUCUGCGACUGCUGUGAUUAUGACGAAGCUGGAAACGAAAGACAAGUAUUUGUCUUUGAUGAACGGGAUGGAGAUUAUUGAGAGCAGUUUACAUGGAAACCUGGUGGAGCACCUGAACGCUGAGAUAGUUCUCCACACCAUAAGUGACGUCAACAUGGCUCUGGACUGGAUCCGCUCCACGUUUCUCUACAUCAGAGCCCUGAAGAACCCCAAACACUAUGGUUUUUCCACUGAUUUAGACAGACAAGGGAUUGAGUCCAAAUUACAAGAACUGUGUCUGAAAAACCUGAACGCUUUGUCCUCUAUCGGCCUCAUCCACAUGGACGAAGACAUCAACAUCAAGACCACAGAGCCCGGGCGGCUGAUGGCUCGUUACUGCGUCGCAUUUGAGACCAUGAAGCAGUUCAGCCAAAUCACAGGAACAGAAAACCUUUCAGACCUGACUACUCUGGUGUCAAAAAGCAAAGAGUUCAGCGACAUCCAGCUGCGAACGAACGAGAAGAGGCUUUUGAAUACUUUGAACAGAGACAAGAACCGCACCACCAUCAGGGAGGAGCGCGACAGGCGCAGCGGGCUACUCAACGCCGCCUGUAGUGAUGCCCAGGGUGCCCUCGCUCAUGGUGUGCCACCCUCCGCCCACACUGCUGCUUCGCCUGGAUCAGCGGAGAUGUCAGGCUCUGGAUCUGGACCAGGGUCCGACGACGAUGAGGGGGAGUUGGUGGAGCCCUGCGAGGAGGAUGCCCAGUCCUCCUACCAGAGGAUGCGUAUGGCGAUGCCGGUCCAGCCCGCCUCGCCUCCGGUGGACUAUUUACAGUCCCUCGCUCCCUCCCCCCGACGACGCAGACGCGAGGUGGUUGCUCCCAGGAUGGAACCGCUGCUGCAUUAUGCCAGCCCAUCUCCGCCCUCCGCGGGCUCCUCGUCCCACGGCACGGCGUCCGGGUUAUGCGGAGCGAAGAACCCGUGA
Messenger RNA from Knipowitschia caucasica, 2283 nucleotides. The record is from the annotation of a GenBank genome assembly. NCBI's taxonomy places the organism in Eukaryota, Metazoa, Chordata, Actinopteri, Gobiiformes, Gobiidae.